Messenger RNA from Nannospalax galili (Upper Galilee mountains blind mole rat), 1135 nucleotides. It is a transcript of the gene Ccn6, whose product is annotated as cellular communication network factor 6. Gene Ontology annotation, cellular component: extracellular region; extracellular matrix. Bases 13 to 1077 code for a protein of 354 amino acids. Lineage: Eukaryota; Metazoa; Chordata; Mammalia; Rodentia; Spalacidae. The transcript is spliced from 5 exons. Gene Ontology annotation, molecular function: heparin binding; integrin binding. The record is from RefSeq and is a predicted model, not a curated record. Gene Ontology annotation, biological process: cell adhesion; signal transduction.
CUUCCCGGCAGCAUGCAGGGUCUCCUCUUUUCCAGCCUGCUCUUUACUGGACUGCCACAGCUCUGCUGCAGGGCAUGGGACACUGGGCCAUCAGACACGACCCCCGAGGGAGGGCUUGGAGAAGCCUCAGAGGUGCAUCAACGCAAACAGCUCUGUCACUGGCCUUGCAAAUGUCUUCAUCAGAAGCCCACUUGUCCUCCUGGAGUGAGCUUAGUGAGGGAUGGCUGUGGAUGCUGCAAAAUCUGUGCCAAGCAACCAGGAGACACCUGCAAUGAAGCUGACCUCUGCGACCCCCACAAAGGGCUGUACUGUGACUACUCUGCAGACACGCCUAGGUACGAGACUGGAGUGUGUGCAUAUCUUGUGGCUGUUGGAUGUGAGUUCAACAGGGUCUAUUAUCAUAAUGGCCAAGUGUUUCAGCCCCAUCCCCUGUUCAGCUGCCUCUGUGUGAGCGGGGUGAUUGGAUGCACACCCCUGUUCAUACCCAAGCUGGCUGGCAGCAACUGCUCUGCAGCAGAAGAUGGAAGGAAGUCUGAUCAGUCCAACUGUGACCUGGGACCACUGCAACAACAGCGCUCCUCGAGCUACAAAACCAUGCCAGCUUACAGGAAUCUCCCACUUACUUGGAAAAAAAAAUGUCUUGUGCAAGCAACAAAGUGGACUCCAUGUUCUAGAACGUGUGGAAUGGGAAUAUCUAACAGGGUGACCAAUGACAAUGGCAACUGUGAAAUGAGAAGGGAGAGGAGACUGUGCUAUAUUCAGCCCUGCAACAGUAAUGUAUCAAGGACAGUGGAGAUCCCCAAAGGAAAAACAUGUCAACCUACUUUCCAACUCUCUAAAGCCGAAAAGUUUGUUUUUUCUGGAUGCUCAAGUACUCAGAGUUACAAACCUACCUUUUGUGGAAUAUGUCUGGAUAAGAGAUGCUGCAUCCCCAACAAGUCUAAAAUGAUCACCGUUCAAUUUGACUGUCCAAACGAAGGGUCAUUUAAGUGGAAGAUGCUCUGGAUUACAUCCUGUGUAUGUCAGAGAAACUGCAGAGAACCUGGAGAUGUAUUUUCUGAGCUCAAGAUUCUAUAAAGCCAAACAGAUGGGGGCAAAGUUAAAGUUAAGUCAAUCAUGUCAUAUAACCAAAAAA